AUGGCCGAGGCCGUCCCGGAAGUCGGCGCCUCCUUCCACGGCGUGCUGCACAAGAUGACAUCUACCGAGAUGCAGUCGUUGGAUCAAAUCGAGGUGACGUACGUUCGCGUACCAGCCAAGACACGUCUCUACGACGGCCGCCUUAUUGACGCUACGAUCUAUGGCCGGGACGCGGGCAAGGUCGCGGCCAUGGGGCAGACCGACAAGCCGCCGAGCGAGCGCUACAUCGAAAUCAUGGUGCGCGGCUGUGAGCACUACGGUGUCGCAGCAUCGCACAUUGCCUUGCUCAAGUCGGUGCCGUUCGUGCCUCGUAAAACGCCGAGCGAGUUUGUCUCUGUGCCCGUGCCCGACGGCGUGCCGACGUUUACGCAGGAGGAGCUGCGCGCUGGCACAGGCGUCGACGGACGCCCGCUGUAUGUCUCCAUCAACGGCAAGGUCCGCGAGUACAUCGGGUCGCCCGCCUUUUUCCUCUACUCGCACUACCUGCGCAUGGCAGGCAAGCGGUGGGGCCGCCCGUCGACGCUAGAGGAAUGUACGCGCGAGUACUCGGCUUGCAUUGAAGACACGAUGAUGCACAUUUCAAGCGUCAACUUCAAGGUGAUCGGUCGCAUUGCGCAGCGCUACAGAGACUAG
Messenger RNA from Saprolegnia parasitica CBS 223.65, 633 nucleotides. RefSeq lists its product as hypothetical. The record is from RefSeq and is a predicted model, not a curated record. The coding region runs from base 1 to 633 and encodes 210 amino acids. NCBI's taxonomy places the organism in Eukaryota, Oomycota, Saprolegniomycetes, Saprolegniales, Saprolegniaceae. The transcript is spliced from 2 exons.